AUGGAUUACAACCCUGUUGCUCAGGUUGACGAUAAUGACGCUGCGUCUCAGUCAAGUGAUUCAGAUGUCGCAGAUCAUCCAGCUAAUUCGGGACAAAAAGCACACGAGUCGAUCGCGUUGGUCCAGCAGGGACUGGGUAACUUGAUCGACAGCAUACACAACAGCGACAAAACUCAGUCGUCUAGCUACGAGCUCGUCGAAGACGACGACUACGAAGAGCCCAUCGAACAAAACAACCCGGUCCCAGCGACUACAGAAAAUAGCGCUCGCCAAACUUCAACGGUUGCCGACUUGUCCACUGGCGCGGAGAUAGCACCACGAUCCACGUCGCCCGAGCCGCUAGUUCGUACCUCCAGCGACGUUUCCAUCCCAUUACGCCACCCUACCCCUGACUUGCAAUCUUUACAAGGCGCUUAUGUCGGAAAUAUCGAGAGGCUAGAGAAGAGCGCCGAGCGCCUCAGCAUGAGUUCUUCCGAUUUAGGGGUCGAGCUCCGUAAGCUAGAUCUCGAGCAGAAGCGGCGUUCUUCAGCUUCCUCGGCUUAUCAGGGACCUGAUUCUCCAUCGACGCGUCAGAUGUCAAUUGGCUCCUUGUCAAACUCCAUCAUUGCUGUCAAUUCUGCCGCUCGCUCUGGAGGAUAUUCCCCAGGCGGAUUCCUUACUUCCCCGCGUGGGUCAAUCAUCUCAGGUUCACGAUUUCGAUCUACCUCCGUCACCUCGCCGUUACAGGGGAUUCAGGAACCAAAACAGGAAGAGGAAAUGGUAUCCGAAGCAAUUAAUACCUUUGACGACAAAGACGUCCCUAUCUUGACGCCGCGUCCGCUGCCAGCUCAUGCCCGCCAAAAUGAAUUCGAAAUGCCUGGUCCGUACGCAGCUGAGGAACCGUUUCAGGAGGUACCUGAUCGCCCAUUGACUGCGCAGUCGACCGAUACCUAUCAGCAGGCGACCAAUCUUUUCCUCGACUUCGACGGCGUCCAUUUCGUUCCACACCCCAAAGACCCGGGUUCCACGCGCCGAUUGCCAUUGAACAGGCCACCAUUAGCGACAUCCGCCGAACCCCAUAAAGAACCCCAGGCUGGCCGAGAUAUGGUCUACUAUCCCGCUCCCAUACCCAAAUUCCUCAAUCUUCCGCAGCGUCUUUCGAAACAAUCCGCAAACCCCAAUAGCGAGAAACGUCGCACUCAAUUGCUGGAAAUGAUAAGCGCUACGGACAAGGAAGUAAAGGGCGAGGAAUCACACGAACAGCGUGUGAACAAGAAACUCUCAACCCUGCCUCCGCAACUACGAGCCAGUGUCUUUUUCGAUCAGCCGUCAUCCAAUCUCGGGUCUCUUGAGGUUCAAUUGAAGGAUAACUCUGCGGUUACUACUCUGGACAGUAUCUUAGAUGCUUCUACACAUGCGCCUGUGUCUGCAUUUACAGAUCAUCCCAUCGUUGGCAGUCCUGGAGGCAAAGUGUAUGGCUCGUCAGAUAAGAAACGCGCGUCUCGAUUGUUGGCUGGAAAAAAGGGUAGUAAAGGUGCACUCAGAUCAGGACCUGGACCUCGUGAGAGUGUACUCUUCGUCCCAGGCGAAGGAUUGCAUCCACAUUCUGACAAUGAGGCGGCCGAGAGAGACCCAAUGCAUCCUAAUGACUCUGAGCCUCACUCAGAGUCGUCGUCAGAUGAUGAAUCUAGUGGCACGCACGAUAGCGAGGAAGACACAGAGGGUGAUGAUGGCGAAGACGAAGAAGAUGAUGGUUUCAGUGAAGUCGAGCUGUUUGAUAAUGAUGAGCAAAUGCCAUUUGGUCGCCCAACAACACUUCUCGCGGAAUUAGAGAUGAGGAAACAGGAACAGAAACAACGCAACCGAUCAGCAGCCAAAGCUUUCCCCAAUGGGCUACACUCGACCUUGCUGCAACUCGACGCGGUUGCGCAAGCACAGAGCAAUAAACGACGACAGAAACAUGUUACUUUAGCUUGGGAGGCGGACGCCGCUGAAGACCCUGACGAUGCCGAUGAUGAAGAUAUUCCGCUUGGCAUAUUGUAUGGCAACAAGAACCCUGCGGCGGAAGAGCGUCCAUUGGGUCUCAUGGAACGUCGAGAGCUUGAAGAAAACGAGCCAUUGAGUAAACGUCGAGCAAGGCUCCGAGGAGAACCAGUUCCUUCGGCGAUGCCAAACAAACGGGCCAGCACCAUGACACAGCUCAAGUCAGUUGCUGCUGUAGAAUCGGACAGCGAUGAAGGCGAGACACUUGCUCAACGACUUCGUCGUCUCAAACAGGAGAAGAAAGACAAAACGAAGAGCGUCAUUUCGACUGAAUUUGAAGCCGAAAUCAUGAGUGAGCUUGGAAAAUUGUACGAGCCGGAUGAGCCUGAGACUAAAAAAGAAGAGUCGACCACUAAGCCAGCCGAGAAGACCGUUUCAAAAGAGGACGAUGAAGAGCAAGAGACACUGGCUCAACGAAAGAAACGCCUACAAGCCGAAGCUGCGCAGACACAGCAUACUCAGGCUCCGAGAAAUGUGCGGGCUACUCAGAGUAUGGCCAACAUCCUCUCGGCAUAUCCGGCAUCCCACGGUGGGUUCCCUGCGUCUCAUGCUCGUCAGCUGUCAUCGGCCCAUACCCAACGAUUGUCAACAGGGUUUUCUGUGCCACCUAGCAUGACCUUUCACGCGGGGCUUGUACAGACACCCAGUCUUCAUCCUUCAAUGCGUGGCUACGAAACUCAUCCGGUGUACGGAAACAUGCCAUACAAUACCGCAUUUAUGCCCGGUGGUGCAGGUAUGAACGCUUACGCCGGCGGCAUGCAACAUCCACACAAUGCAGCGAUGAUGCAGCAAGACAUUAUCGACCCGAGACAAGCAGAUGUCAUUGAUAGAUGGCGACAGAGCGUUGCCAGCUGUGCAACUGCUGAGUUGCUACCGCUGUCCUUGCUGCUACUUCUAGUUGCGUCAUCUUCGUGUUUUAGUGCGUCGUUAAAUGCGCGCAUUACGAGAGCUACUCGUCCGUCACUGUACCAUCGUGGAACGAGGCCCCCGGAAGCGUUGCCGGCAGCCUCUUCCUCUCUCUUUUUGGCUGCCAAAGCCGCGGGAUCCAUGCAAGUGAUGACAGGUACCGCCGAAAGAGGAUCGUCAUUCGCACUAGCCCAAGGCUCGAUGUUCUCUACCCAAUGUCUUGUUGCGAACCAUGAGGUUGACGGUAGUCAUAUUAGUACUGAGGUGACCGACCCAUUGAACGUCACUGAGAUUUCCCAGCUCUGGGCGAGUCCUCAGAUCGGAUUCAUUAACGAGGCGGACCAGAACACCGUGAACACCAUUCUGGAGAGCAUAAUAUAUGCCAUUGACGUUUUCACUCAGGGCAGGAGCACGAAAUUGCAGUUCACGUUCCUUAGCGACGCCCACUUUAGCCAGAGUCCCUUAGCGGAUUACGGGGAAGGAAGAUAUGCUAAGCUGCAGUCUGUGGCCGGAAAAUAUGAUCCGGCUGGUGUCUUCCAAAGAUUACUCCCUGGCGGAUUCAAGCUAUUCUAG
Talaromyces stipitatus ATCC 10500 is the source of this 3501-nucleotide messenger RNA. RefSeq lists its product as uncharacterized. The transcript is spliced from 4 exons. Lineage: Eukaryota; Fungi; Ascomycota; Eurotiomycetes; Eurotiales; Trichocomaceae. Bases 1 to 3501 code for a protein of 1166 amino acids. The record is from RefSeq and is a predicted model, not a curated record.